This is a messenger RNA of Aspergillus wentii DTO 134E9, 1138 nucleotides long. RefSeq names its product endo-1,4-beta-xylanase. Gene Ontology annotation, biological process: carbohydrate metabolic process. Bases 23 to 1006 code for a protein of 327 amino acids. The record is from RefSeq and is a predicted model, not a curated record. Gene Ontology annotation, molecular function: hydrolase activity, hydrolyzing O-glycosyl compounds. The transcript has 10 exons. Lineage: Eukaryota; Fungi; Ascomycota; Eurotiomycetes; Eurotiales; Aspergillaceae.
GAAGAAUCAAAACACCCCCAAAAUGGUUCAAAUCAAAGCAGCUACCUUGGCCGUUCUUUUCGCUGGGCAGGUGCUUUCUACACCCAUUGAAUCCCGACAGGCCUCUGUGAGCAUUGAUGCCAAAUUCAAGGCUCAUGGGAAGAAGUAUCUGGGAACCAUUGGUGAACAGUACACCUUUAGCAAGAAUGAAAAGACUCCAGCGAUCAUCAAGGCCGACUUCGGCCAAUUGACCCCGGAGAAUAGUAUGAAGUGGGAUGCUACAGAGCCAACUCAAGGGCAGUUCUCCUUCAGUGGUUCGGAUGCUCUGGUCGACUUUGCCCAGUCCAAUGGGAAGCUGAUCCGUGGCCAUACUCUCGUCUGGCAUUCUCAGCUCCCAUCUUGGGUCUCUUCCAUCACCGACAAAACAACUCUGACAAAUGUCAUGAAGAGCCACAUUACCACGGUGAUGAAGCAUUACAAGGGCAAGAUCUAUGCCUGGGAUGUUGUGAAUGAAAUCUUCAAUGAGGACGGCUCCCUACGUGACAGUGUCUUCUACAAUGUUCUUGGCGAGGACUUUGUGCGCAUCGCUUUUGAAACUGCUCGUGCUGCAGACCCAGGUGCAAAGCUCUAUAUCAAUGACUACAACCUGGAUUCCGCCUCUUAUGGCAAGUUGGCCGGUAUGGUCAGCCAUGUCAAGAAGUGGAUUGCUGCUGGUAUUCCAAUCGAUGGAAUCGGCUCUCAAACCCACUUGGGCGCUGGUGCCGGUGCUGCAAUUUCUGGAGCCUUGAAUGCUCUAGCCGGUGCCGGAACAAAAGAGAUUGCCAUCACUGAGCUUGAUAUUGCUGGCGCCGGCUCUACCGAUUAUGUCAAUGUUGUCGAAGCCUGCCUCGAUCAGCCCAAAUGUAUCGGAAUCACAGUUUGGGGAGUUGCUGACCCGGAUUCGUGGCGCUCCGACGAGAGCCCAUUGCUUUUUGACAGCAACUAUAACCCUAAGAACGCAUAUACCGCUAUUGCAAAUGCUCUCUAAUGGCGGUCUUUAAUAUCUCUGAAAUUUCCAAGUGUGCUACUGAGAAAGCUAUAGUUGAGACAAAAAUCAAAUGAUACAAACUUAGUUAAAAUACAAGGGCAGGCAUAAAGGAAUACUAUACUCUCGUCCAAC